Budorcas taxicolor (takin) is the source of this 861-nucleotide messenger RNA. It is a transcript of the gene NOPCHAP1, whose product is annotated as NOP protein chaperone 1. Lineage: Eukaryota; Metazoa; Chordata; Mammalia; Artiodactyla; Bovidae. Bases 26 to 604 code for a protein of 192 amino acids. Gene Ontology annotation, biological process: box C/D snoRNP assembly. The record is from RefSeq and is a predicted model, not a curated record. The transcript has 4 exons. Gene Ontology annotation, molecular function: box C/D methylation guide snoRNP complex binding.
GCCGCUGUGAAGGCCAGCAAGCAGCAUGGAGGUCCGCGGCGAAUCCCAGUCCGGCCCAAGCUGUUCGUCGUCCUCCCGGGAUGGCUCCGGGCUCUCGGUCUCCAAGGAGUUGCUGAUGGCAGGGAGCGGCGGCCGCGGAGGUAUAUGGGACAGGUUGCUCAUCAACUCCAAGCCUAAUUCCAGAAAGAAUUCUACUCUUCAAACAGUUCGGAUAGAGAGGAGUCCCUUAUUGGACCAAGUACGGACCUUUCUCCCACAGAUGGCUCAGGCAAACGAAAAGCUAAGAAAAGAAAUGGCAGCUGCACCACCUGGUCAUUUCAAUAUUGAAAAUACUGAUGAGACUCUUGGACAAGUUAUUCAAAUGGACGUGGCCUUGUUUGAGAUGAAUCAGUCUCAUUCAAAAGAAGAGGACAGUUCGGAAGAGAAUUCACAAGACAGUUCAGAGGAAAGUUCAGAGUCUGAGGAUGAAGAUGACAGCACCUCUUCCGAAGGUGAAGUCACCAUAGAUAAUAUUAAGCUUCCUUAUUCAGAAGACGGAAAAGGCAAGAUAGAGGUUCUGGACAGUCCUGCUAGUGAAAACAAAGAAAAACAAGGAAGUAAGUGAUCUGAGGAACAGGUGAUAGAUGCCUGCUAAUUCUGUGGAAAAGAGUGUUAGUCUUUUGUAUUAGUGUUAGGUUUUGCAUUUCAGAUAACCUAUGGUGCUUUUCUGCAAUAUUGAAUAUACUUUGUUUCUUGAAGAAACAGAAGCUGGCUUUUAAAGAGCUGGAAGAGAUAGCAUUUGGGGAUCCUCUAAGAGCAUACUGUAUUUGAUUUCAUGCUAAAGAGAUUGCAAGCUUAAUUUUAUGUAUGGUAAUGAGUGAG